AUGGCUCCUUGCAAGCGGACUCGGUCUUCUGUCGGGCUGGGCUUGCUCCUGGCAUCGCUUGGCUUGGGCCACUUCGCAGGCUUCGUUUCUGCGCCUUCAGGGAAGAGUCGAUCUCCCCGGGCGCCGCGCGCGGCCGCGGAGACCCCGGGGCCGGAGCUGUGCGAAGGGGUCAGCCCUGUCCUCACAUACUUCGGAGUAAAUUCGAUGAGCCUGGAAAUUGGCGAGCAGCGCCUGCUGAUAGAUCCACUGCUCGUGGGAAGCCUCGUCUUCUUCGGCCAGCGCUGGGCCUUCUGUGGCCGCUCCCGGGCGGAAGCCCUCCCAAAGCCCGAGGACGUUGCGGACAGCUUUGAUGCCAUCGUGCUGACGCAAGGCCUGGACGACCACACGCAUCGGCCGACUUUGGAGCGGGUGGACCGGAGGAUGCCCAUCAUCGCCAACCCCAGCGCUGCCUCCGUGGUGAGGGCCAUGGGCUUCCGAGAUGUUUCCGUUUUGCGGCCGGACGAGUCUCUCUCCCGGGGCUCCCUGCGGCUCGCAGCAGUGCCCGGAAGUGUGGUUGGGCCGCCGUGGCAGGAUCCUGAAAACGGAUAUGUGUUUACCGACACGCGGCCCGGUGGACUCUCUGUAGGCCUGGAGCCUCAUGGCAACUUUCUCGGCCCGGCACUUGGCACGUCCUUUCAGCGACUCCCGGCUCCUCCUGCGCAGAGCGUGGAUGCACUGAUUCUGCCGCUGACAUCGCAGGUCAUCUCCGGCUACAGGUUAGUGAACGGCGUGGAAGAGGCCGCCAACACGCUGGAAGCGCUGACUCCGGUUCCGAGAUAUCUCCUGCCGCUGCGAAACGGUGAGCUCGAUGCCGAAGGUGUCCUAGCAGACAGCCUGCAGAAGGAGGGUGGAGUCCAGGACUUUCUGCGAUUGCAGGGCGAGCGGCCGAAGCUGAGCUCGGUGGAAUUGCUCGACGUCACUCCCGGCCACCCCUUGCACAUCCGGUCGCAGAGGAAUGUGAAGAUGCCAGCGGAGCAGAUGGUACAGUGCAUGCAGAACUCCCAGGAGCCAUUGCACAAAGGCAUGGUUGCCUGUGGCAUAGAGCUGACGACCCCUGAGUCGGUUCGGACGUUUUUCCUGGCAGUGGCAAGCAAAUCUGUUUGCCACAGAGGGCCCUCCACAAGGGCGGCCAGCAUGGAGGGCGUUCAGCAGCAUCAGAUGAAGCCCGAGGGCAAAGGCUGGGGCGGUGGCAGCUCCUGGGGGGGCAACUGGGGCAAGGGCUGGGGCAAGGGCUGGGGCGGCUCCAAAGGUGGAUUCUUUGGAGGGCUCAAAGGUGGCAUGAAAGGCAGCUGGGGCAAAGAUAAGGGAAAGAGCAAGAUGAAGUGGCCAAGUGGCCCCAACCUCUCGCGGGCACGGAUAUCGACCGAGCCCGUGACGGGUGAGGUUGUGGAGUGGAAAGGCAAGUAUGGCUGGAUACAACCCACGGUGCCCGUGGAGCAUCCUAUGUCAGACAAGCAUCAGGCCUGGAGUGGGGAUGAUGGCGAGGAUGAUGUCUGUUGCCCAGGGCACUCUUUACCAAGCUCUUAA
Molecule: messenger RNA, 1566 nt
Organism: Symbiodinium sp. CCMP2592
Lineage: Eukaryota; Dinophyceae; Suessiales; Symbiodiniaceae
Source: the annotation of a GenBank genome assembly